Messenger RNA from Salvelinus sp. IW2-2015, 1519 nucleotides. RefSeq lists its product as uncharacterized. NCBI's taxonomy places the organism in Eukaryota, Metazoa, Chordata, Actinopteri, Salmoniformes, Salmonidae. The record is from RefSeq and is a predicted model, not a curated record.
AUCUGCUCUAAUUUAAAGCAUUGUUGUCAUUGGGAAUUCGAUUUUCAUAAUAGCAAGCUAGGACUCAUGGUUGUUUAGCUAAAUUAGCAAAUCUGUUUGGUGACCAAGGUAACUACUGUAGCUAUCUAGUAAACUAACUUGCUAGCUACUUAUUUGAUGUUGAACACAUUUCUAGUGGCAUAUGUGUUAAAUUAAAGCCAUGGGAUAAAAGGGAUAAUCAACACGGGGCUCUAUGCGUUCUCUGGAAAAUGAACAAGUAGAAAUAGCCUGGUAAAGAUGGAUUCAGGGGAAAUGUUUACCUGGGGACUCAAAGGUGAAAACAUCAAAGAGAGAGAACAAAUGAAUGUGAAGCUCUCUCUCUCUCUCUGUCUGCCUCUCUCUCUCUACUGUCAUAGACCCUACUGUAUAGGAAAAUAUACUCCUUUAAACUUCCACUUUAAACUUUGCAAGUUUGCAAUAGAAUGAAUUGCAAGAGGAUGUGAUCUGUUGGUCAGUGUUAUCAAARCAUCUGCUGGUUUAUCAUGAGAGCUACUCAGACCUGCGUUUCCUGAGUAACUGUUAGGUCACCCUAUAGGUAGUUUCCACACUGCCUUUCUGUGUCUGAAGGGACUCAGUCCACACAUCAAGCUGUAAAAAGGACAGACUGACAUAUAUCACAAACGGGACUGAUUGACAUUAUGUGCUUGAUCUUAAGGAUAGCUUUUCUCUUGGUCCAAGUAAGAGGUCACUGUUACACCUCCAUCAACUCAGCCCAUGUGGACCAAACAAUCCGUCCGGGCCACAGCUUCAGCCUGGCCUGUGAGUUUGUCUGCCUGCAGCCCAGCCAUGCGAUGCAGUGGUGGAAGGAUGGCCAGGUGCUACUUAACGCUAGCUCCAUCCUGCCCAACAUUACUCUGUCUAUGCAUGUGAGUGGAGCUGGAGAGAAGGACAGUGGGAACUAUAGCUGUAGGACAGAACCACCUGAUGCCCUGGGCACCACAGCUGUUAUUACAGUGGGAGUUUCUUUCCCCCUAGACCUCCCUACCUCUGGGCCCUCUGUCAAUACCCUUGAGCCCACAGUAGAGCCAAAGCACAUACCCUGCGAGGUGGAUAGGGUUGGGGUUUCCAGACAAGGUGUUCUAGAUGUUGUGAUGGUGUGGUACCUACUGUUGAAGGCUAUAUUUCUCAUCCUCAUGGUGACCACUAUAGCUCUGGUUCUAGCCUGCAGGCUCCGCUGAAUACAGUAUGGCUCUCAAGCGUAUAACAUGCUGCCAUGCGGCUUUGCUUCCAGCUAUUGUUGAAUUUUAACAGCACAUGCUGUGGAACGCUGUAAAUCAACUUCAAGUGCCAGUGAUCUUAGUUUAAAAUGUUGAUGGAACAGUUGGUUUUGAUCUGUGUAUUGUGUUUGUUCAAUUAUAACUUAGAUAAACUUAGAUAUAACUUAGCCUACAUGAUUAACUAUUUGGUAUAAUUAUUUCUUCAAACCUGUACUGCUCCUGCAAUAAACUGUUUUUUUCUCCAUUUUAUUUAGUCACAUCAG